Molecule: messenger RNA, 1605 nt
Organism: Cinclus cinclus
Lineage: Eukaryota; Metazoa; Chordata; Aves; Passeriformes; Cinclidae
Gene: EHF
Product: ETS homologous factor
Exons: 8
Coding region: 709-1605 (298 amino acids)
Biological process (GO): cell differentiation; regulation of transcription by RNA polymerase II
Cellular component (GO): nucleus
Molecular function (GO): DNA-binding transcription factor activity, RNA polymerase II-specific; sequence-specific DNA binding
Source: RefSeq, a predicted model, not a curated record
CUGAUUCUAGUACAACAUCAGCUGUCUCAUUUACAAGAUCUUUGGCCAUCUGAUUUUUUUUGGUGGGUUGAAAGGUAUGAUCUGUGAUAUUUGUUACCAAGAAGUGUUAUAGACACUGCUGACACAGAUCAGAUAAGAAACUGGGUCAGCUGACAAGAUAUUCCCUGUAAGGCUACCUCCCUGUAACAUUCUGUGUCUCCUUCUGUUUGAGGGAUUUUCUGAGCAUGGCUUGUAGUCUACUGUACAGUUUCAUUUGCAAUUAUUGGAAAGUUCUUUCUCUCUCUUAAAAAAAAAAAAGGAGGAAGAAUAUGUUUAAAUCACAUUUCUCUUUAAAGCAGGGAAAAAAAAGUAAAACUAUUUAGUAUUUCAUUUCUCAAAGCUUGGCAGUUUUCAUGUAUUGCUCUGUCAGGAGCCUUGUCUUUUCAUUUGGCUUCUUUUCUGAUUACAGAUUAUUCAUUUAUGGAUGGGCAGCUGUAGAAACUUGCUUCUUGCGUAUGCAAAUUAAUCAUGGUAAUGUUUAUCAUAAGGAGAUUUUGUGGCAGUGGAAAAGGGUUUGUGUCAACAUGUUCUUGAUUUCAGUUGUAUCUUCGUCUACAGAUGGAAUUGGCCUCCUUGCUUUACCUUCAGUGGAUUUUUUUUUUUUUUUGCCAUUUACCUCUUGGACUAGACACUGCUCACUAAGCAAGCUGUUUGAUUCACUUACAGAUCAUGAUUUUGGAAGGAGCUGGCAGGAUGAGUAUCAAUUCCAGCAGCAAUCUACUCCACCAGCAGCCUUCCUGGACAGACGGAUAUUCCACAUGCAAUGUAUCCAGUAGCUUCUAUGGAACCCAGUGGCAUGAAAUACACCCGCAGUACUGGACUAAGUUUCAAGUCUGGGAGUGGCUGCAGCACCUCCUUGAUACGAACCAACUGGAUGCCAACUGCAUACCUUUCCAGGAGUUUGACAUCAAUGGGGAACAUCUGUGUAGUAUGAGCCUGCAGGAAUUCACCCAGGCAGCUGGGACAGCAGGACAACUGCUUUACAGCAACCUCCAGCACCUAAAAUGGAACGGUCAGUGUGGAAGUGACAUGUACCAAUCUCAUAAUGUCAUUGUGAAGACAGAGCAAACAGAUCCAUCAUUAAUGGUGUCCUGGAAAGAAGAGAAUUAUCUUUAUGACAGUGGCUAUGGUAGCACAGUAGAGUUAUUGGACAGUAAAACAUUCUGUCGUGCUCAGAUUUCCAUGAUGACACCUAGUCACCAAUCUUCUGACUCUUCAGAUGCAAAAAAAUCGCAAGAUCAUACCCCAAAGUCCCACACCAAGAAGCACAACCCUCGAGGAACUCAUCUUUGGGAAUUUAUUAGAGAUAUUCUUCUCAAUCCUGAGAAAAACCCAGGAUUAAUCAAGUGGGAAGACCGGUCAGAAGGUGUCUUCAGAUUUUUAAAAUCUGAAGCUGUGGCUCAGCUGUGGGGAAAGAAGAAAAACAACAGCAGCAUGACUUAUGAGAAACUCAGCCGGGCUAUGAGAUACUAUUACAAAAGAGAAAUCCUUGAGCGUGUGGAUGGUCGGAGAUUAGUAUAUAAAUUUGGAAAGAAUGCCCGUGGUUGGAGAGAAAAUGAAAAUUAA